Colletotrichum phormii is the source of this 1510-nucleotide messenger RNA. RefSeq lists its product as uncharacterized. The transcript has 3 exons. NCBI's taxonomy places the organism in Eukaryota, Fungi, Ascomycota, Sordariomycetes, Glomerellales, Glomerellaceae. The record is from RefSeq and is a predicted model, not a curated record. The annotation marks the transcript as partial.
CUUCGUUUGCACAUUUGAUUGGGUUGUCUCUGCCGUGUCACUUAUUUUAUCGAUUUUCCCCUAUUCGUUGACAAUGAGUUCUCCAGAAGAAUUGUGUGAGAAAUGCGAGGAAAGAAUUCGGGACGUCAUGUGCGGUUGCGGCAUCCCGUUCUGUGAUCCAUGCUUCGACAAACGAUCCAUGCGCCACAAGGCCCAUCGCCGGGGUGGAUCAAGGAAGACCGAAAGGUUCUGGGCCAAAGUCUCCGGACUUCAUCUAAACUUAAGUCAUUUUGAUUUGAGAGCGAAGUGUUUCAAGGAGGACGAGUUCACCAAAUGGUUCGGCCUCUACACCGGGAAUUCAGUAACCACUAUUGUGGAGACAAAGUGACUCCCCGACCUCAUGAAGCUGUCCACUACUUUCAGUGAACGCAGCCCUCAAAGGCAGUUUCCCAGUAUAACCUCUUUCGUCGGAGAGACAAACGCUGGAAAAUCUACGAUUGUACUAUCAUUGAUGUACUUAUCGAAAAGACAAGAUACCAUAGUAAACCUCGAAGCCCCGGUACCAGCGGCUAGCACAGGUGACUCGAUCACUCAAUCUACUACCGGAGAAGUCAAUCUAUACCUCGACCCAGAGACAUUCGGCACCGAAAGCCCAGCUCUCUAUGCAGACUGCGACGGAAUGGUCGGUACCGAACCGAUCGCAGCACAGCAACAGAAAGAGUGGGUUGAGCACGGCAAACACUACCUGGUGAAGACAAGGGACGGCAGAGUGAUGGACAGAAGAACCGCAGUGAACGAAGUUUAUCCCCGAUUUCUCUACAUCUUUAGUGAUGUAGUGUGCUUCGUUAUGAGGAACCACAAGGCCUGGGCUGACUCCGCACUUAAGCUCCUCGACUGGUCCAUGAUCGGGGCUCAGAGUGCGAUAAAUCAACAAGCAUUGCCUGCUCUUGUCAUUGUGCUCAACGGGCCGUCUAUCGAAGACGAGAGUUGGAUAUCAGACAGCCAGGACUGUGUGACUAACAGCUUCUUCUCUGCUGUUGACAAGGAGAUCACUAGGAAUGCCACCAUCCAGGAACAUGCGUCUCGUGUAGGUACAACAGCUUUUCGAGAAGAGCUUUUCGAGAAGAGCUUUUCGAGUGUUUACGUUCACUCCAUACCUCUCCAAGGUUACAAGACUUUGGGUACAACAGACAUCAUGGAACGGCAAUACUCGAAGCUUUCAAAAAGACUUCAACUUGACUCAGCUCGUGUUCAGCACUUGAGGCAGAAGGCAUGGAAUCGUUUCGAUGUCAGGGAACUAAGCCUUGUGAGUCGCUUUGCCUUUGAACAUUUGGCAUCGGGUAACCGUGAGCCAUUCGAUUUUGAUAAAUGCCGGAAAGAACUGUCCAUUCCCACCAGCCUUGAAGAUCACUUUGCGAGCUUUUUCAGGCAUUGUCUUAAGAACAACAUGGGACAGCGACUGGAGGCUACUGCUGCAGUUUUGUCUUCAAGCAUCUUGCUGAGCAGUUAUCGAACUCAGGGACGUAGUAAG